AUGUCUGGUUCGGCGCGUCUCGAGGAGGAACACGUGCACCGCGUCUACGACUCCAUCGCCGCCCACUUCUCCGACACGCGCCACAAGCCGUGGCCACGAGUCCAACGCUUCCUCGACUCUCUGCCCCAAAACAGUUUCGUUGUGGACAUCGGGUGCGGAAAUGGCAAGUAUUUGUCUCCGAUUGGCGGCCACUCGCGUCACGUGACCAUCGGCUGCGACCGCAGCGCCGCUCUUCUGGCCAUUUGCGGCGAACGAGGGUUCGAAACGGUUUCGGCAGACAUUCUGCAGACGUGUCACGUGUUUCGCGCGCAACUCUUCGACGCGGCGCUCUGUGUGGCGGUUCUGCACCACUUGUCGUCACGUGAGCGCCGAUUGCGAGCUCUUCAGGCGAUUGUGGAUUGCGUUCGCGUCGGGGGAAAGAUCUACGUCUGGGCGUUGGAACAGUCGCGCGACGGACAGAACGCCAAAUACCUGAAGAAGGAGAGACCCGAAGAGGAGGAGACGAAGAAGGAGAAGAGAAGCGUUUGCGUCGACGGAAGGGUUCUCGGGAUUCACGCGCAGAGAACGGCGUUCGCGUCGCAAGAGGUUUUGGUGCCGUUCGGGAGCGAAGAACAGCUGCGCUAUUACCACGUGUUCGCGGAGCACGAGUUGGAGGAGUUGGCGCGUGAGGUGCGGAAUGCGCGCGUUUUGGACAAUUAUUACGAAAACGGAAAUUGGGUUUUAAUGUUGGAAAGAACAAUAAAUCACGCGACGGUUUGA
Molecule: messenger RNA, 759 nt
Organism: Medioppia subpectinata
Lineage: Eukaryota; Metazoa; Arthropoda; Arachnida; Sarcoptiformes; Oppiidae
Source: the annotation of a GenBank genome assembly